Messenger RNA from Metopolophium dirhodum (rose-grain aphid), 654 nucleotides. Its product is annotated as ciliary microtubule associated protein 1B-like. The record is from RefSeq and is a predicted model, not a curated record. Bases 1 to 654 code for a protein of 217 amino acids. Lineage: Eukaryota; Metazoa; Arthropoda; Insecta; Hemiptera; Aphididae. The transcript is spliced from 3 exons.
AUGCCAAAGACAACUGACCCAAGUUUUUGGCAAUCUCCUGCGUACUCUUUGAGAGGCAAAAACGAUUUUCCAAUUUAUGUUUCGAGCCCCGGUCCGGUGUACAGUGUGGACCGGACGACACGGCAUGGCCGAUACACGACCGCCAAGGUCGACAUUGGAAUGGUUCUCGAUAGAAAGUCCAACGUACAGAGUCCAGGACCCGCCGCCUACUUGCCGUGCUAUCCGAAUUUGAAACGGGCGCCUACUCCAAAGUUGUUGUUACCCCUCACAGACGGAGAGAGAAACAUUGGUCCUUCACCCAACGCGUACACGUUGAGCAGCGAGCAUCGAUCGUCGAUCAAGAGUAGGCGAAAAGGAUACACAAUAAAAUGGAGGACCAAAGAAUGUGGCACCGGCGCAGUGAAUGCCGGAAGUCCCGGGCCGGCGGCUUACAGCUCGACGAAUGCGGACGUGUAUAAAUACCACGCGCCCGCCAAGACUUUCGGCAUACCGGUACGACCUACAGGCCAAGGCACAAAGACGCCACACGCGUACCUCAUCGUGUCCGCUAACGGAUGCGUUGAACGUUGCAAGCCGAAAAAAUUCACGUUCGGUGUGAGGCACCCGUACAAACACCCACCCUACGUGGUGCCAGCCGACAACUGUCCCAUAUGA